Pieris brassicae (large cabbage white) is the source of this 2351-nucleotide messenger RNA. RefSeq names its product ras-related protein Rab-2A (gene Rab2). Gene Ontology annotation, cellular component: Golgi apparatus. The transcript is spliced from 6 exons. NCBI's taxonomy places the organism in Eukaryota, Metazoa, Arthropoda, Insecta, Lepidoptera, Pieridae. The record is from RefSeq and is a predicted model, not a curated record. Bases 149 to 790 code for a protein of 213 amino acids. Gene Ontology annotation, molecular function: GTPase activity; GTP binding.
ACAAUUUUAUUAAAUACGGGCAUCUUACGAUUUAUCCAGCUGUGAUAAUCUAAAAUUGCGUCUAAUUUUAUUUUUCAAGAACUUAAAGUAAAUAUAGCGUAAAUUGAUUCACAAGUUUUAAAUCGUAAUAUAAUCGAUAUAACUUAAAAUGGCUUACGCCUACUUGUUUAAAUACAUAAUCAUUGGAGAUACAGGUGUGGGCAAGUCUUGUCUUCUACUUCAGUUUACAGACAAGAGGUUCCAGCCUGUUCAUGAUUUAACUAUUGGUGUGGAAUUUGGAGCUCGUAUGAUUACUAUUGAUGGCAAACAAAUCAAACUGCAGAUAUGGGAUACUGCAGGCCAAGAAGCAUUCAGAUCAAUCACACGUUCUUACUACAGAGGUGCUGCAGGCGCUCUUCUAGUAUAUGAUAUUACUCGGCGAGAGACAUUCAAUCACCUUACCACCUGGCUUGAAGAUGCACGCCAACAUUCCAACUCUAAUAUGGUUAUUAUGCUUAUCGGAAAUAAAAGUGAUCUAGAAUCACGACGUGAAGUAAAGAAAGAGGAAGGUGAGGCUUUCGCUCGUGAACAUGGACUUGUGUUUAUGGAGACAUCAGCAAAGACUGCCGCUAAUGUUGAGGAGGCUUUCAUCAAUACUGCUAAGGAGAUCUAUGAAAAGAUCCAGGAGGGUGUUUUCGACAUUAACAAUGAGGCGAAUGGUAUCAAGAUUGGGCCCCAGCACUCGACAGCGGGAGGGGCGAAGGCAGGAGGCGCCGGAGCGGGGGGUGCAGCCGGGGGUGGAUGCUGUUAGGUGCUCGGUUGCACACACUGAGCGGGCUUCUAGGAAAGGUGCAGAUGUGUGCAAUAUAAACGGAUAUGGAACUUACUGCAUGCCGGUUUAAAUUAAUUUUAUAAGCUACAAUAGGUUGCAUUAAAAUGUCUAGGGUGGACUCUGGUCAGUCCACACUAGCAUUUAUAUAUUCUUCUUGUAUCUUACCUUUCAUGGGUAAAUAUAAAGUACUGUAUUAACAUCUUACAUAGAAUUGAAUUAUCUGUUUGCUGCUUGUUAUAAUGAUAGUAAAUAAUAUUUCUGAUAUACUAUAUGUUGGUUUUUGACAGGGUUUACAUGAUUGAACUGUUGUGGUUUGAAGCUUUCCAACCCUAUUAUUAUAAUAAGCAGUGCACUGUGAUUAUUUUGUAUCGGGAUGACCUAGAGCAUAUGUUUGAUUUACUCACAAAAAUUUAGCAUGAAUCAAUUAUGAGCAAAGAACUUUAUAUGGAGUGACUCCAACAUAUGGUUGCAUGGACUGCUGAUUAAAAAAUUAUGAACUUUAGGAAUUAUGUUAUUAGUAUGGCAGUAAAGUUAUCUUCUCAAAUCUUUAAAGUAGAACUAAGUCAACCAUUUAUAAAGAGAUUGGACUAUGGCUCAUGUCUGAAAUUAACUUAUGAGGUCAAUUUGCACGCAUGACCUUCUUGACUAACAAAUAACUUUGACUUUUGUUCACACUCAUUGAUAGAUGACAUCUUUCUUACAAAUUUAUGUCAACUUUUUUGAGUUCGGAGUUUCUCCCUGUCUUUCAUUUAUAUUUAGUACUAUUCAAGCUUUAUUCAGCUACUUAACAGCCCUGCUUAGCCUACAGAAUUGUCAAAAAGUUGGUAUGAUAUACUUAUAACCAAGUUGUUAAGACUGUCAGUUUUUAAACAGUUAUAAGCCCUUCUAGUAUAUCAAUGGUAUGUAAAUGUUUGAUGUUAGCUUAUGUGUUGUAUUGUGUUGCUAUGACGCAUUUACAUUAAUAAUUUUUUUAUAGAACAACUAAAUUUCACCACUUCUCUUCAUGGUCUUUUUUAUUUUUGACGUUUUAAAAUCGCCUUGAGCGUAUCUCAUGUUAACCAAUCAUUUUGAAUAAAUUGCUAAUUUGUGAUUUAUGUGUAAUUAUUAAAUUAGUGUAUUUAUUUAUGGCCAAUACACUAUAUUUGAAAUAAUUUCCUAAUUUCAAAGUGCAAUGAUUAUUUAUUUAGAUAUUUUUAUAAUUAUAAAUGUUUAUUUCUACAACAUUCUUUUAAAUAUCUUGUUGAAUUAAUACCCCCAGAAUUGGCGACGAAUUAUGAAUAAAUGAAUAGUGUUUAACUAUAAUGGUAAUAAGGCCUUGAAAAAGGGUACAUUUACAGGAGUAAAAACAAGAAAAAAAAAGUUGUUUAUCAGACAACCUUGUGGACAGUAAUUUGUAUUAAUGAGAACUGCUUGCAUAGUAAAGGACAUGAAAUAAGGUUUAUUUUUAAGUUUAGCACAUUAUGAUGUAGUAAUAUUUUAUAAGGUUACAAUGUGCGACGUAUUUGUAAAGCAUAUUCAUGAAAUAAAUGUUUUAAAGGUA